UGGCAUUGUUAUCAUUGAUUCUACAAAAAAUGAGAGAGAUUUUAAGUUAAAAUAAAAUAUACUUUAUGUAUUAUUUUUCUUUAUUUUUUUCUUUUAAACACAGAGGACAAUUACAUUAUAGCGGUCCAAGUUACUAUGAAUGAACAAACAUCUCGGAAACUAUGGGUGUUAAAGUUUUGUUUAAAAGUUGUCUAUCCAAAGUACAACUACUACUACUUCCUCGUUUUUCUCGCGAUAAAGUAUAGAAUUUGGUGCCAAAGGAGAAAUUCUGAUCGUGAAGAUAUGGAUACCUUUGAAGUGAAAACAAUUCCUUCGCACUUAGUUAAAUCUCUCAUUACAGAAAGAUUGGAAGAGAAUUUACCAGUUCUUAUAGAUAAAUGUAUUGUCAUAUCCAAAGAACAAUUUAUACAGCUAGGCAGUGAAAACUUAUUCUACUUAGAUAAUGGAGUACUCUGGGUUGCAUUAAAGUUAGCUCCAGAAGAGAGAAAAAAGCACAGAGAAAAGAAAAAUGAGAACAAAGAAAUUCAGUUUAAUCUUCACUUUAUGACAUCAGAACUACACAAAAAGCUAUGGGCUGACUCAGCACAAACUAGUGUUGACAAUAUCAGAAUUGUACCAAUAGUUGGUUCUAAACAUGUUUCAGAAAAUAUAGCAUUUACUAAUGAAAAUGAAUUCUAUAACAUUUUAUCAUGUUUUGGCAUGAAUGCGUGUAGAGAUUUCUGUGUCACAUUCCAUCCAGUGCCCAAUUUAGAUAGUUCACCUAAAAUAGCUGCAGCAGCUGAAGUGAGCCUCAUAGUGAAUGACUAUGACUUAGCCAAUGACUUUAUUAAAGAGGUUUUGAGCAAUCACUUUGAAAUACCUAAGCUAGUGAGCACAAAUGACAUAUUUAGCAUAGACCUGACACCAGAGACAACUGCGAAGUAUCAUUAUAAGUAUUUAGAUUUAGUACAAUCAACUGGACGUCUUUACUUUAAAUGUAAGAAGCUUUGUAGUGAUGUCGCUGAAAUAAAUACUGAAGCCAAAAACAAACUAGUGCAAGCAUUUUUCGUAGUAAAAGGUGUAACUCAGUUAACUUUAGGAGAGAAUGUACAUAGUAUAAAACCAAAGGAUGAGUUCUUCAAACCACAAAUAAAUGAAGGACUAAAAAAUAUAUUGGCAUUGUGCCCAACUGGGCUGAGACAAAAGUUUGAACAGUUACAGGAUACAAUACUACCAUUCUUAACUGGAGAAAUAGAUGAUCUAUUGUCAUCAAUGACUUCACCCAUCAUUCCUAUGCUACUGCUAACUGGGUCUAUAGGAUCAGGCAGGCAUUUACUUGUCAAACUGCUAGCCAAAUACAAUGGAAUGAACUUGCUCCCAAUAGACUGCAAUGCGCUCCAGAGUUCUACGGCGAAACAAACAGAGAGCAAGAUCAACUCCACUGUGCAGAAGGCAAAGGCUGCUGCCCCUGUUAUUGUGGUGCUAGAUAACUUUGAGGUGUUUGCAGUUGAUCCCGAAAAUAACGAAGACUGUAGAGUUUUAGAAUACUUCAUGAAUACUAUCACUGACUUGUAUCAAAAUUAUACAAAGCACCCAAUCAUAAUUAUUGCAAUAACAGAAAGACAGGAUUUGAAGCCGAAUGUAUUGAGGAUGUUUUUAGAAAAGUUUCAUAUACCAAGACUGAAUGUGCAGCAGAGGUAUGAGAUGCUCGAGUGGUUUACUACCGUCAUGCAGCUCAACAUUGAUGGAGAGGAACAGUUAUCGCCGAACCAGAUAAGCACUGAUAAAGAAAUGGUGUACCUAAGUAAACCUUCUAGAGAUGUCUUGCAGAGGGUAGCUGCGAAAACUGAAACAUUUCUGUAUGGUGAUUUAGAUACGCUCCUGCAUUUUGCAAUACGAGAAUCGUAUUUGAAACAACACAAUAGUUACAAUCAGCUACCACCUGCACCUAGCCUGCAUUUAGUUGAAGAAGACGAUUUUAAUUCUGCUCUUGAGUCCAUUCGCGGCUUACAAAGUCAACAUUUGGACGCCCCUAAAAUCCCGAAAGUGUACUGGGAAGACAUUGGUGGCUUAGAGCAUCUUAAAAAGGAGUUGUUGAAGACUAUAGAAUUCCCUAUAAAAUAUCCGCACUUAUUUAAAAAUUCGAGUUUAAAAAGAUCUGGCAUACUGCUAUAUGGUCCUCCGGGUUGUGGAAAAACUCUAGUAGCCAAAGCAGUCAGUACAGAGCUCAAUGUGAGCUUCCUUAGUGUUAAGGGACCAGAACUACUCAACAUGUACAUUGGACAGUCUGAAGAAAAUGUCAGGAAAGUGUUCGAGGCGGCACGGGCGUCAUCGCCGUGCAUCGUGUUCCUGGACGAGUUGGACGCGCUGGCUCCGCGGCGCGGCGCGGCGGGCGACUCCGGCGGCGCCAGCGACCGCGUCGUCAGCCAGCUGCUGGCUGAGCUCGACGGUGUCAGCUGCGGAGAAGAUGCGGAUAUAUCGAGUUUCGUGUUCAUAAUGGGCGCAACGAACCGUCCCGACCUGUUGGAACAGUCGCUGCUGCGGCCCGGUCGCCUCGACAAGCUCAUAUACGUAGGCCCCUACCACGGAGUGCAAGAGAAAACUGGUGUACUCAAAGCGCUUUGCAGAAACUACAAGUUACGUGACGAAGUGGACUUGGAGUCAGUGGCGGCCGCUCUCCCUGACAGCUGCACUGGCGCCGACCUGUUGCAAGUGGUGUCCACCGCGCGUUCCGCCGCCGUCCGCGCGCUCGUCGCUAAGUUACAUGCUGGUGCUGUAAAAGAAAGUGACCUUAGCCCUGAUUCUGUUAUCCUAGGAGUUUCAGAAUUGCUCCAUGCGGUAGAAUCAUUCAGAUCGUCAGUAACUGAAGAAGAAUUAUCCUACUAUGAAUCAUUAAGGUCACAAAUGUAAAAAAUAAAAUCUAGUCUAUAAAUAUUUAAAAGGAGGAUUGUGAUUAUAUAUAAUUGACAACAUUUCAAAAUUUACACGACCUUUAAACAAAAA
Helicoverpa zea (corn earworm) is the source of this 2982-nucleotide messenger RNA. RefSeq names its product peroxisome assembly factor 2. NCBI's taxonomy places the organism in Eukaryota, Metazoa, Arthropoda, Insecta, Lepidoptera, Noctuidae. The record is from RefSeq and is a predicted model, not a curated record. The transcript has 10 exons. Gene Ontology annotation, molecular function: ATP binding; ATP hydrolysis activity. Gene Ontology annotation, biological process: protein import into peroxisome matrix. Gene Ontology annotation, cellular component: peroxisomal membrane; cytosol. Bases 136 to 2889 code for a protein of 917 amino acids.